Messenger RNA from Humulus lupulus (European hop), 2289 nucleotides. Its product is annotated as zinc finger CCCH domain-containing protein 62-like. The record is from RefSeq and is a predicted model, not a curated record. NCBI's taxonomy places the organism in Eukaryota, Viridiplantae, Streptophyta, Magnoliopsida, Rosales, Cannabaceae. Gene Ontology annotation, molecular function: metal ion binding. The transcript is spliced from 9 exons. The coding region runs from base 51 to 2039 and encodes 662 amino acids.
UAUUUUUAAUGAUAAUUUAUUCACAGUGAUUUUCCACCCAAAAUCCAUCAAUGGAAUUCGAAAAAGGGGAGGAAAAUUUCUUUCAAACGGCAUCACAAUCAGACUCUGAAAACAGUUCAGAUGAUUCGGACGAGGACCCAACUUAUAGUACUAUUGAAGAAACUCAGACCAAGUUUUCCAACCUUUCAAUCAAGAAGAAAACCAAGGCUCGUACUUGUGAUGAUAUUGAUCUACCUAACGAAGAAGACUCCAAUGGGAGUGAUAUCGACCCUUCAGAACUUGACCAAAAAGAUGCGAAAAGCUUGGAGGAAAUCCAAAGAAAGAUUGGAGCGGGGCAGCUAGAGAAGUUGAAAGUUGACCAAUGUAAGGUUUAUCUGAGGAAUAAUGGGUUGAGACUGACAGGGAACAAAAGCACACUCCUUCAGCGCAUUAAAGAGCAUCUUGAGAUUUUGAAUGGUGAAGGGGACAAGAAGUAUCCAGUAUCUAGUUUUGUAUUGAAUUGUAAAGGUGAUGCAUGCACUGGCGAUGUAGUUUUGUUUGAACAAAAUGUUUAUGACAUGUUCAAUGUAGCUUCACGGAGAGCCACUGGCCCUCCUUGUGGCACAAGAAUGGUAGCUGGUCGUAUUGUGAAAGAGAGCUAUGGUGCUGCAAAGCAACAACAUACAUUUACAAUUGAAGUACUAUGGAGCAAAGGGGAGAAACCACUCCCCCCACUUCAUCCCCUCCUAAUCAAGGGACGGAAUCUUUACCGAUUGAAAACUUUGAGACAGAAAUGGGAAAAUGAAGAGAAGAGGCAAAAGAUUUUGAUGGAGAAGCACUCAAGGGGAUCUCUUGCUAGAUCUGAUAGAGAAGCACGAAUUCAUGAGAAGAAAAAUAGAAAAAUGCGAAAUGGAAAUAGGAUUUCAAAAAAGGGGGCAGGUAGAAACCAGCCUCCUCAACUUAACUCAACCUUGAUACCAAAGGCCACAAUUCAACGCCAGAAUUUUGUUUCGUCUGUCAGUUUAGAAAACAAAGAAAAAGUACUGAUAAAAUGGCCCACUGAUUCUGGGAAACCUGCAGCAGCUACUAAAGCUCAAGAAACAAGUUUAACUGCUAAUUUCAUAAAACUUGCAAUUCAGCCUCUGGUCUCAAUUGCUGGUUGUGACAAAGGGACAACUCCAAGUCUGUUAGUAAAAAAUAAAAGACAAGAUCAGCUCAUCCACAUCAACUCAAGUAGAAACCAGCCUCAACUUAACUCAACCUUGGUACCAAAACCUGCAAUUCAACAACAGAAAUUUGUUUCGUCUACCAAUUCAGAAAACUCCAAAGAGUACUUGAGGUUGUCCACUGAUUCUGGGAAACCUGCAGCAGCUACUAAAGUUCAAGAUACAAGUUCAACCAAUUGUAGAAAACUUUCAACAAAUCCAAGUCUGUUUCUGAAAAAUAGAAGACAAGAUAAGCAUGUCUCUAUUAGCCACCAUGCCUCCCAGAAUUUGGUUGGGAAUAUCAAUUCAAGUAAUCAAGAAAGAACAUAUUAUGACAUUCAUGAUGUUCGGCAUGUUAGUGAUCGACAUCAUGUACAUAGUGAAGGAUCUAACUCCUAUUUGGAUUACUGUCGGCCUCCCACAUAUGCAUGCUCAAAUAUGAAUCAGACAAAGGAACUUCUGAACAGGGGUAAUCACAGACAGCCAUUAACAAGCAUGGAAAACCAUCUUAUCAUGAGUCCAUCAAGGGGACAAAACAGAACUGAUAACCAUUGUUCCAUGAGUUCAUCAAGGAGACAAAACGAAUCGGAUAACCAUCUUCCCAUGAGUCCAUCAAGGUUACAAAAUGGAAUGGAGAAAUAUCAUCCCAUGAGGCCGUCAAGGAGGCAAAAUGGAAUGCAACAAAAGCUAUGCCGGUAUUAUGCUCAAGGCAGGUGCUAUUAUGGAGAUACCUGUACAUUCUCUCAUGAUAUGAGAGAGGAUUUUGGUCAAAGGAGGGAAGAGAGGUGGCCAUGUGACCGGAGGGAGUUCCAGGAAUGGUCCCAUGACCCAAGGGAGUUCGAGAGAUGGGCAUAGAACAAUGUUUUGUUGUUUUAUAAGGUCCCCCAUAUCCAGAAACAAGCUUCUGGUGAUUUUUAACUAAGGAAACGAUUUUGGUUUUUCUUUAAAUUUGGAGUAUGGGAAUCAUAUUUUGAUUAGUGCCUUGAAGUCAGAUUCAAACGAGGCAUCUUAUUGUAAUUUUCUCUACAUAUGAUGGGAUGGAGGGAACAAUAUGGUGGGUUCAUGUAAAUUAUUUUUCAUAAUAUUCAAUUUAUUGAAAUUGGUC